Messenger RNA from Sodiomyces alkalinus F11, 1764 nucleotides. RefSeq names its product fumarate reductase/succinate dehydrogenase flavo protein. Gene Ontology annotation, molecular function: oxidoreductase activity, acting on the CH-CH group of donors. NCBI's taxonomy places the organism in Eukaryota, Fungi, Ascomycota, Sordariomycetes, Glomerellales, Plectosphaerellaceae. Bases 1 to 1764 code for a protein of 587 amino acids. The transcript has 3 exons. The record is from RefSeq and is a predicted model, not a curated record.
AUGAGUAUCAAUCAGUAUCCCUCCCAAAUCACGAAACCCAUUAUCAUCGUCGGCGCGGGCCUCGCCGGCCUCGUAACCGCCUUCGAAGCGGCCGUCCAGCGCAAAGUGCCCACCAUCCUCGUCGACCAGGAAUCCCGCCUCAACGUGGGAGGCCAAGCCUUCUGGUCUCUCGGCGGCCUCUUCCUCGUCGACUCGGCCCAGCAGCGCCGCAUGGGCAUCCGGGACUCCAAGGCCCUGGCCCUGCGCGACUGGCUCUCCACCGCGCGCUUCGACCGCGAAUCCACCGGCGACUGUGAGGACUACUGGCCGCGCCGCUGGGCCGAGGCCUUUGUCGACUUCGCCGCCGACAAGUCCGCCGACGGGUUCGAGGCCUACGUGAAAGCCCGCGGUCUGGGCUUCCUGUUCAAUGUCGGCUGGGCGGAGCGCGGGGACGGCAGGGCCGACGGCCACGGGAACUCGGUGCCCCGCUUCCACGUCUCCUGGGGUACGGGGCCCGAAGUCGUCCGCGUGUUCCUGGACCCCGUGCUCCGGGCCGAGAAGGAAGGUGUGGUGGAGUUUCGCUGCCGUCACGUCGUGGAUGAGAUCGUCACCGACCCUUCCACGGGCCGGGCCGUCGGCGUCCGUGGUCGGGUUCUCGAAGACGACGACGCGCCGCGCGGCGUGUCCUCUUCUCGAAGGGAAAUCUCCACCUUCGAGCUCCUCGGUUCCGCUGUCGUCGUCACGUCGGGCGGCAUAGGAGGCAACGUCGACGCCGUGAAAGCCGCCUGGCCCACCGACCGCCUCGGGUCCCAGGUGCCGCAGCACUUCGUCGUCGGCGUCCCCGCCCACGUCGACGGGCGCAUGAUCUCCAUCGCCGAGCGGGCGGGCGCCCGCGUCAUCAACCGCGACCGCAUGUGGCACUACACCGAGGGCAUCGAGAACUGGAACCCCAUCUGGCCGGGCCACGGUAUCCGCGUGCUCCCCGCGCCGUCGUCCCUCUGGCUCGACGCCACGGGAUCCCGCCUCCCGCCGUUCCUCUACCCGGGCACCGACACGCUCGCGACGCUGAAACACAUCUGCGCCACGGGGUACGACUAUUCGUGGUUCAUCCUCGACCAGACCAUCAUCGCAAGGGAGUUCGCGCUGUCCGGGUCGGAGCAGAACCCGGACGUCACGGGCAAGAGCAUCUGGCAGGUCCUGACGCAGCGCGUGCUGGGCAAGAAGGGCACGGUCCCCGUGCAGAACUUCCAGAAGCACGGUCGUGAUUUCGUGGUCCGCGACACCCUCGAGGCGCUGGUGGAGGGGAUGAAUGCCCUGGCGGCGGAGCGCGGCGGGCCGGCCCUCGACUUUGAGGAGAUCCGCGACGUGGUGGAGGCGCGCGACGCCCAGUUCGAGAACCCGUACGCGAAGGACGCGCAGGCCAUGCUGAUCCGCAAUGCGCGCGAGUACUGGCCUGAUCGCCGCAGCCGGGUCGCGCCUCCGCAUCGCCUCCUUGAUCCUGCUCACGGGCCCCUCAUCGCCGUGCGUAUGAACUUGCUCACCCGCAAGACCUUGGGCGGGAUUGAGACGGACUUGCGCAGUCGUGUGAUGAGGUCUGAUGGUAGGACGCCGCUCCCUGGGCUGUAUGCCGCGGGCGAGGCGGCUGGGUUCGGCGGAGGAGGGGUGCACGGGUAUAGCUCGCUCGAGGGCACCUUUUUGGGAGGGUGUAUCUUCUCUGGCCGGGCUGCCGGUCGGGCUGUCGCCGAGGAAGUUCUGGCCAUCGUGAGGCAGAGGAAGAGAACAUGA